UCCACACUUACCGUGUUAGCUACUGUUGAAAUUCCUACGCUAACCAACUUUAGCACCCAUGCUAACAUGUAAUUCCGCAGCUGGGCUUCCAACUGGAUCGAACCCAGUCUCAAUGAAGAAGUUAUGUUUUAUUUUUGACUCGCAACGCCAUUUUUGUGUUGAUGUUUGCGUCUCCGCGGAUCUUCGCAACUACAACCAGGACAUGUUCAGUUAGCUUGAACGCAGCAAUUGGUGGAUAACGAACCUGGCGAGCUAGCCAGCCCGUUGGUACCGGGUCUGCGUUGAGGGAUUUGGACAGGUUUAACCGCCCCCCCCCUCCCCGUAAAGGACAGCAAAUCCGGAUGCUGUGACUACCAUGAGUCCCGCAGGCUGCCCCCAUGUCAACAGCUUCAAAGUGGACAACUGGAAGCAGAACCUGAGGGUGAUAUAUCAGUGUUUCGUUUGGACCGGUUCGGCAGAGACCAGAAAACGCAAGGCCAAGUCAUGUAUCUGCCACAUGUGCGGGGCCCACCUCAGCCGACUCCACUCUUGCCUCUACUGUGUCUUCUUCGCCUGCUUUGCCAAAAAACACAUCCAUGAACAUGCCAAGAGCAAAAGGCAUAACCUGGCUAUCGACCUGCUGUAUGGAGGAAUAUACUGCUUCAUGUGCCAAGACUACAUUUACGACAAAGACAUGGAGCAGAUUGCCAAAGAGGAGCAGAGGAAAGCCUGGAAGUAUCAAGGCAUCGGGGAGAAAUACUCAACGUGGGAGCCCACCAAGAGGGAGUUGGAGCUGCUACGUCACAACCCCAAGAGAAGAAGAAUCACCUCAAAUUGCACAAUAGGCCUGAGAGGUCUGAUCAACCUGGGUAACACCUGCUUCAUGAACUGCAUCGUGCAGGCCCUGACUCACACGCCGCUGCUGAGGGACUUCUUCUUGUCUGACCGACACAAGUGUGAGAUGCAAAGCAACUCCUGUCUGGUUUGUGAAAUGUCGCAGCUCUUCCAAGAGUUUUACUCAGGACAUCGCUCUCCUCACAUCCCGUUCCGCCUCCUGCACUUAGUGUGGACGCAUGCCCGUCACCUCGCCGGCUAUGAGCAGCAGGACGCUCACGAGUUCCUCAUCGCUGCGCUCGAUGUCCUGCACAGACACUGCAAAGAUGACAACGGGAAGAAAGCAAACAACCCAAACCAUUGUAACUGCAUUAUAGACCAAAUCUUCACUGGGGGUCUGCAGUCUGAUGUCACCUGUCAAGUUUGCCAUGGUGUCUCCACAACUAUAGACCCAUUCUGGGACAUCAGUCUGGACCUUCCGGGUUCGUCCACCCCCUUCUGGCCUCUCAGUCCUGGAGGAGAUGGAUCUGCACUUAAUGGAGAAAAUCACACGACUGGAGCAACAACGCUGACCGACUGCCUGCGCAGGUUCACCAGGCCCGAGCACCUUGGCAGCAGUGCAAAAAUCAAAUGCAGUGGUUGCCAUAGUUACCAGGAGUCCACCAAGCAGCUGACCAUGAAGAAGCUACCCAUAGUCGCCUGCUUUCACCUCAAAAGGUUUGAACAUUCAGCUAAACUGAGGAGGAAGAUCACGACAUACGUCUCCUUCCCUUUGGAGCUGGACAUGACCCCCUUCAUGGCAUCCAGUAAAGAGAGCAGGAUGAACGGGCAAUACCAACAGACAGUUGAUCCCUUCAACAACGACAACAAGUACAGCCUGUUUGCUGUGGUCAACCACCAGGGGACACUAGAGAGCGGCCACUACACCACAUUCAUCAGGCAGCACAAGGACCAGUGGUUUAAAUGUGAUGACGCCAUCAUCACCAAGGCCAGCAUCAAGGACGUGCUGGACAGCGAAGGGUACCUUUUGUUUUAUCACAAACAGUUCCUGGAGUACGAGUAGUUUCUUUGGUCGCCAUGGCAGCAGGAGCAAGACUCAUGUGGAUGGCGAGGGGAGACGUCGCUGACAUGAAACAAAUUCCAGUGGAAUUUCGGAUGAAAGGAGCCACGGCGCCAGGGACAGGGUUCACCCGGUCACACAUGCUCUUUCACUCCUUCAAAGAUGACAUGACAAAGUGGCUUAUCACCGUUAAUUUAUUUCACAAGUAAAGUGUCACGUCACUUUAUCCUCAACAUGCAAGUAUCUGGACACACAAAGAUUCACAUCUCCCCAAACCUCUGUGAUUAUGCAUAAAUACACACACACACAAUGCAAAAAAAGUGACAUAUUUUUCCACGAUUGCCAUCGAAUAUUCAGUCGUGCAUGUUAGGUUCCACCUCGACUGCUGCUUCCAUCUGUGACGGGGGGGGGACUAUGUUACACAGCAAAUCUAUUUUUAUACAUACUGUAAUUAUACGUUGUUUUUACGUCUGUGCUGUCACCCUCUUUUCUAUUUGUUGACAAAAAAAAAGUGCUGAUAUUUUUUGCUGCUAUCGCAGCUGCUCAUUUAACAUUGGAAGGCAAAUAUAUUCUGUGUUAUUGUGAUGCUGUUUCAGGUAAAUGGCCAAAAUAGAACCGUGAUGAUACUUUGUGUGUGAGUGCGCGCACGUGUUUCGAUGCUUCCUGCAGCGUUAGCCGCAUGUCGCUCUGAAUUUGGUGUGUGCACAAGUUGGUGGUGAUCAGAAGAGAAGUUUGGUGUACGUGUGUUUGUAUACUGCAUUCACUUGAGAACAAAAUCAGGUUAUUUUUCUUCAUAAAUGAGAUUUGCUUAGGAGAUGAUCUUCUCAUUGUCCAAGCCCAGUACACACUUUUUAUUGUGAACUCCUUCACUCCAAUUACGAUUGUUGUCAGUUGACUCUGCCCUCUGGCUCAGCACUUUUUUCCAGUUACGAUAUCCACAUCUGCUGCCGCAUUUCUGUCACUUCCUGAUACUGAAUGCACUUCAGAAACGGCUUUCUCAGUUUUCCAGGACACAGUUGGAGGUGCUGAUCCUCAUUUGUGAAGAAAACCCAGUGGUUAAAUAUACAACUGAAAUACCACCUCCUAUGAAACAAGUGUUAUUUUGAAAAAAUAUAUAUGUACAUGUGCUUUUACAAACUGAGACUAUAUAAAGGUUGUUUUGACUUAAAACGUUAUCUCAAUGAAAGGGAUGUGUUUUAGAAUGAGCCUUUUUCCCCCCUGAAAAAAAGUGAAUUUUGUUGAUGCAGAAAAAUUGGAACAUUUCUCUAUCUUAACAAAAUACGACUUUUCCCUAAAGAUUUCUGGCCCGAUUAAACCAGUACCAGUACCAAACCAGUUUUGUUUUUUUAUGGAUCAUUUUCUUCCCAAACAUAAAGUCUGAGCCAAUUUAUCUCAUGAAUUCAGAAAAACCAAGCUGAUUGUUUUAUUUCUUUAUGACGUCAGUACUCUUCUGUAAAUGUGUAUUUCAGUACGUGUGUAUUGUCUGUUGUAUGCACGUGUGUUGUGCGCGUGCGUAUGUUCCGUAUGUUUGUGUACUGAAUCAGUACUUGCAUUCGGCAUGCUGUCUGAGCUGGGUAUCACAGUUAAGUAGGAUUUUUUUCCCACAUGUUGAAAAUGUGUGUGUGUGUGUGUGUAUACAUAUGUACAGUUUGUAUGUAAGAAGCAAAUGGUGCAACCUCAAUUUUAUUUUGUUUAUUUUUUGUUGCUGGAUCUGACCCCACGAGGUCGUCGAAUCGAAAGAGUAUGUGUCUCGACCCAUUCAGUCAUUCCUCACUCUCAUAACUGCUGCAAGAACUGGACACAUAGAUGGAACGACACUCAAAUAAAGACAAAUUUAUA
Molecule: messenger RNA, 3712 nt
Organism: Synchiropus splendidus (mandarinfish)
Lineage: Eukaryota; Metazoa; Chordata; Actinopteri; Syngnathiformes; Callionymidae
Gene: usp22
Product: ubiquitin specific peptidase 22
Exons: 13
Coding region: 356-1876 (506 amino acids)
Biological process (GO): protein deubiquitination
Molecular function (GO): zinc ion binding; cysteine-type deubiquitinase activity
Source: RefSeq, a predicted model, not a curated record